AGGUUGUAAAGCCCAACCCAUCAUAAACUUGAAAGUUUUCACUUUUCACAAACUCAAUGCUGUUGGUAGUAAGAUAGUAGUUGGAACUUUGCAGGGUUUUAGUACAAAUAUUUAUGAUCCCAAAUCCAAAAGGGCAACAAAAAAUAAUUCCAAAAACCUUUUGAGAUUUGAUAGAAAGAGAAGAAACCCAAAUCAAUUUAACAUUUUUCUUCUUCAUCUCCUUAUUACUACUUCCUCUCCUCAAUUUAAUAUAAUGGCAACCACAGCAGCAACAACAGCAGCAGCAAGUGGAGCAAUGCUUCGAAAAGCCACAUUCAAAGGAGCUGCAUGGUCUAAGCUUUCAAGUUCUUCUCACAUUUCAUCGUUUUCUUCUCGUUCCUUUACUUCUUCUUCUCUUAAAUUUGAUAAGAAUAAGGCUAAGGAAUCUUCUGCUAUUAAGGCUAUGUCUCAAACAAACAAUACCCAUGUCUCUGGUUUGCCUAUUAAUCUCAAAGGUAAGAGAGCUUUUAUUGCUGGUGUUGCUGAUGAUAAUGGUUAUGGUUGGGCUAUUGCAAAGGCUCUUGCUGCUGCUGGUGCUGAAAUUCUUGUGGGAACUUGGGUGCCUGCCUUGAACAUUUUUGAAUCCAGCCUUAGAAGAGGGAAAUUUGAUGAGUCUCGAGUGUUGCCAGAUGGUUCUUUAAUGGAGAUAACUAAAGUAUAUCCUUUGGAUGCAGUUUUUGACAACCUUGAGGAUGUACCUGAAGAUAUUAAGACGAACAAGCGUUAUGCAGGGUCUAGUAAGUGGACAGUUCAGGAAGUUGCUGAGUCUGUAAAGAAUGAUUUUGGCAGUAUUGAUAUUCUUGUUCACUCUCUUGCCAAUGGACCAGAAGUAACAAAACCUCUGCUAGAGACCUCUAGAAACGGUUAUCUUGCAGCAUUAUCUGCGUCGAGUUACUCCUAUAUUUCGCUUCUCAAGCAUUUCGUCCCAAUAAUAAAUCCAGGUGGUUCUUCGCUUUCACUUACCUAUAUUGCUUCCGAGAAGAUAAUUCCCGGAUAUGGUGGAGGUAUGAGCUCUGCAAAAGCCGCUCUUGAGAGCGAUACUCGGGUGCUUGCUUUUGAAGCGGGUAGAAAACACCGAGUUAGAGUCAACACGAUCUCGGCUGGGCCAUUGAGAAGCCGUGCUGCAAAAGCGAUCGGUUUCAUCGACAUGAUGAUUGACUAUUCAAUAGCCAAUGCACCAUUGCAAAAAGAACUCUCUGCAGAUGAGGUUGGAAACACAGCUGCGUUCUUGGCAUCGCCAUUGGCUUCUGCCAUCACCGGGACUGUUAUUUACGUCGACAACGGUCUUCACGCAAUGGGUGUGGGAGUUGAUAGUCCAAUAUUUAAAGACCUUAAUAUUCCCAAAGAUGAGAACCAUUAAGAACAAAUAUGUCUUAGGUUGAGUUGAGUUUUAAUAAACGGUUUAGUUAAAACACUUGACAUUUUUGGUAUCUUGUGAGACUUGGUAUUAUUAGUAUUUUUGUUUUGUUUUGUUUUGUUGGAAUUAUUAUUAUUAUUUUAUGAGUAAGAUUUUCUUGUACUAUUAAACUUUUCAUGAAUUUGAGGAGAGAAAAAUAAGGAUCCAAGUA
Messenger RNA from Cannabis sativa, 1607 nucleotides. Its product is annotated as enoyl-[acyl-carrier-protein] reductase [NADH], chloroplastic. Gene Ontology annotation, molecular function: enoyl-[acyl-carrier-protein] reductase (NADH) activity. The coding region runs from base 254 to 1399 and encodes 381 amino acids. The transcript is spliced from 13 exons. Gene Ontology annotation, biological process: fatty acid biosynthetic process. The record is from RefSeq and is a predicted model, not a curated record. NCBI's taxonomy places the organism in Eukaryota, Viridiplantae, Streptophyta, Magnoliopsida, Rosales, Cannabaceae.